Messenger RNA from Musca domestica (house fly), 3220 nucleotides. RefSeq names its product sine oculis-binding protein homolog. The transcript has 3 exons. Bases 129 to 2612 code for a protein of 827 amino acids. NCBI's taxonomy places the organism in Eukaryota, Metazoa, Arthropoda, Insecta, Diptera, Muscidae. Gene Ontology annotation, cellular component: nucleus. The record is from RefSeq and is a predicted model, not a curated record. Gene Ontology annotation, biological process: animal organ development.
AAAAACAAAGGUGUUGCUGGGAAAAACUAUUUUAAAUAAUUAAAUUCUCUAUCAGAAGAAUCGAGUUGUUAAUUUUCAUUUACAAAUCACUGUACAUUGCUCGUCCAUUUGUCACUGUGGGUAUUGAUAUGACAAACUCAUUGGAAUUUGCUGAAAACACAAUGAACGAAUUGCUGGGUUGGUAUGGAUUCGAUAGUGUCGAUCGCCUGGACAUCUCUGCGAAAACAUCAAAACUGUUGCAAACUGCCGGUCUAAUCAAUGCCCAACAGCAGCAGCAUCAACAACACCAGAUGGAGCGGCGUCGUAGCCGAAGUAAUCGUGCAAAUGCUCUGAUGCAAAUCCAACAGCAGCAGCAACAACAACAAAAUGAUCAUUUACGUACAAGUCUGGCUGGUGGCAGUAGCGCCACUAAAAACAACCACAACAGUAUUGCUAAUAGCACCAGCAGCAACAACAACAACAAUACCACCACAUGCAGCAGCACCACCACCCGCAAUAAUUAUCGUGGCAAUGAUAGCACAGCCUCGGAUCAUGACACACGCAGCUCACGGGAUGAUGAUUCGAAAAGUCCACAUUCUACGGGUUUGCUAACAGCAGCGCCAUCUGCAUUUGAUGAAAAAUCAGAAAAUUGCUGUUGGUGCCGGCGUCCAGUGCCCGAAAAUGCUCCCGAAUUCUUGACCACCUCCGAUGGACCCCGCUAUUGCUCCGAAUCAUGUUUUACGCAAAGCCGCAGGGCCUCCUUUAAGAAGGCCAAAACCUGCGAUUGGUGCAAACACAUUCGUCAUGCCGUCAGCUAUGUGGAUUUUCAUGAUGGUGCUACCCAGCUACAGUUUUGCUCCGACAAAUGCCUAAAUCAAUAUAAAAUGCAAAUAUUUUGCAAAGAGACCCAGGCCCAUUUGGAUAUGAAUCCGCAUUUAAAGGAGCAGGGCCUGGAGGCGGCCAGCAAUGGUGCAAAUUUAAUAACACCUGAUUUGUGGUUGAAAAAUUGUCGCAGUCGCUCGGCCUCACCGGCAUCGACAGUGUCCACAUCGCCCAUACCCAGCAGUUGUGGCGGGAAUCUAGCAGAACGGCCAGUUAUGCGGCCAAACAGUCCCUUAAGUCCACCGGGCAAGCUUACGGCAGGUGGCAACAAUCCAACGCAACACUCAACAUCUGUUUCAGGAACCUACAAACCCUUGAUCUCAGUGGCUCCAGUCUCCAAAUUAAUGUCCAAAAGUCCGGGCAUAAUAGCAAGCGCACGCCAAUCCCCCAAACAUAAUCGCAAGAAAAGACCCCUAAAGGCAUGUCCAUCCACAGAAGUUUUGAACAAUCGCCCAGAACCAAAGGCAGGUGCCAGUGGUAACAGUUGUCCCAGCCUGAAACCCAAAUCGUUGUUACCACCCCUGGCAGAGGCAACUCGUGGUGGCAGUUUAACUCAGAACCAGACACCCUCCCUGACUCAAUUUGCAGCUUCCUGUGUCCAAGAUUUACACAUGAAUGUGCCACCUUUGUCACCAAUGUUGGAAAGUCCUGCCGGAUCACAACCCAGCACGCCCCACAAUUUACCACCUCCUCCUGGGAUGGCAACAAAUGGUGGCGGGGGACGUAGUACCACCAUACCAACGGCUUUCUUUGCCACCCCACCCAAUUUGGGAACGGCAUCACAAGCGGGACCACUGCCUCCCCCACCCAUGGGAGCAGCAUUUCCACCACGACCUCCACCAUCAUUCAUGGCCACACCUGGUGGCCCCUGGCCAAGAUUUUUGGGCAAUUUCAUGGGUUUGCCACAGGCACCCAGUGUGAUACCGCCCGAUUUGUCAGCAUUUAAUGCUUUAGUUGGUACCCCGCCUCCAGUGACCGUAAUGGUGCCAUAUCCUGUUAUUAUUCCCCUGCCCAUACCAAUACCAGUACCCCUGCCAGUGGUGGAUUUUUAUAAGGCCUAUAUGACAGCCGAGGAACGGCAAAAGUUCGAUGAGCAACAAAAUAUUAAAAAGGAAUCAGCGGCCGACAACUGUUCGGCAAAUGAUGAGCCUUUAGAUUUUACCAAAACCAAGGAGUGCUGCCAGGAAAAUACCGAAAUACCAAAUGAAACAAGAAAGUCCAGCUUUUCCCCAGACGAAGCCACUGAGGAGACAAGAGAAGAACAGCCGGAUGAAGAACCCGAAACAUCUCAAACGAAUACCACCACAAAUUCUCCCAGCAAUGAAGAUGGGGUCGCAGCCUCCACCAUCCUACAUUGUGUCAUUAGCUCAGCCAGUCCGCAAGAAAAGUCACGCAACCAGGAGGAGAACUCUCCCAGUGCCACUGGCCACACUCAGACGACGGAGGAGGUAAAUGCCGAUGAUACAGCCAACGAAGAAAACAAUCAGAGGUUACCGAAAUUGAAAAUAACCCGAUUACAAACCAAACGAACUCUCAUACAAACCAAAGAAUCCGAAUGCUCAAGGCCGUUGCGCAAGCGUAAACGCAUUAUAGACUGUGAUUUUCAAAAGAUCGCAACAACGAAGGAACCAUUCGACGACGAAGACAAUGUCGAUGAAACCCGUAAGAAUUGUGAACCGCCGAACAAUACACGAACGACGACUGAUAUGGAAAUAGUAAAGGGCCAACAGAAUAACAAUAAUAACAAAUAAUUGAUAAAUGCAAUCUAAUGUGGCGUUUCCACUGCACUUGAUUCGCUCUCUAUUCGUUGUUUGACCCUUAACUAUGAAAAAAAUACUUAAUUCUUCACACAAAAUUUCCUGAGCGAACACUCAUAUUUGUACAUAGUUCAAAUCAAAUCACUCUCAGAACAACGAAAAUGUAUGUCCCAUCCCUAAAAAAUGAGAGCAUUUAUCGAAAAAAUAAAUUAUGACAUUUAAAAAUUAAAACUAAAAAACUUUAAUGAAAUUUUAAAAAUUUUUGGGAAGACUGAAAAUUAUGAAUGAAAACUACAAUGUUGAAUGGCGUAUGUACAUUCAAACGAAAGUACAUUUUGUUUUCUCUUUCAUUAGAGGUACGCAUUUUGUCCACGAGUUGAAAUUUCCAUAGAAAACUGCAAACAAAAGAGGCAAUAUUUUCAAAAUGUUUGUAUCUGCAGAAAAAAAUGUUGACAAGUGUCUCUCCAGCAAAAUUUAAAAAUAGAAAAAUACAAAAAUAUGUUCAAAAUGUCAAAAUUAAUACAAAAAGUUGAAAACAUGAAUGAAAACUGUAAAAUUAAUGAUAUAAUUAUUCUUUGGAAGAAAAACAAUAAUUUCUUCUA